Messenger RNA from Clunio marinus, 882 nucleotides. Lineage: Eukaryota; Metazoa; Arthropoda; Insecta; Diptera; Chironomidae. The record is from the annotation of a GenBank genome assembly.
CGUGAGAUAAUUGUUAAUCUUCAAAAAUGCAAUUAUAAAAUGGACAACGUAUGCGAGCAACUUGAAAAUUAUAUCCUUGAAAAUUGGGAGCAUGUAUCAGGAGAAACAGUUGAAAAAAUUCUCACAUGUUUUUUCACUUUAAGUUAUUUCCCGGAACAUGUUGAUGUUUUUGAAAGGAGUAGCGAAAUAAUGAUUCGUGACUUUCAGUACAUGAGUGGAUUGAGCAUAAUUCAAGGUCUUCUUUCUUUGGUAUUCUACAAGUCCUGUCCACAACAUCUUCUAGCUUUGGUUUUCUCCAAUGAGUUUGUAAAACGAAUCGAACAAGAAAUUGCGAUGUGUUAUUCGAAAGACUUUUAUCCUCAACGUAUCAUGAAUCUAAUGAUGCAACUCAAUCGAGCAGUUUGUUUAGAUUGUCCUGAAUACAACAUAAAAUGGUUCCAACAAAGCUUUAUUGAAGCUCAAGCUUCUAAACUUCCAGUAGUUAAGAGCGUCACUCACAAUGAAGUUCAUUUACUUUUACAGAGAAUUGUGAAGAAACCCGGAUACAUUUCUGUUGAUAGAGUUACGCAUUACGGUUACCGUGUCGACUUUGAACUUUACAUUGAUCAAUACAAUCGAUUUGUUGCUCCAAUUCCAGACGAUUACAUAAACAAAAAUUUCAUACCAAGCGUAAAUAGAAUUGCAAUUCUUUUACUUCAUAAUAAAAUGUUCUGUGAAAAUGACAUUCAUCGAUUAAAAGGUUCGGAAUUACUCCGAAUGCGUCAUCUUGAGAUGCUCGGAUAUCGAGUCAUUCAUGUAAAAAUUCACGAUUUCAACAUUCUGUACUCUAACAUGGCAGCAAAACUAAGAUACCUGAGGAAGUUACUUCAAUUGUCUGCUUAA